AUGGCACACGAUAGAACAAAAAGAUUUCCAAAAUUAAUUACUCAGACACCGCCUAAAAUUGGACCUGGAACUUACGAUGUAUCGGACUUGCCAGAGCCUAAAAGGCAUCUUGCUGAUUGCUAUCCCUUUCUCUCUGGAUCAAAAAGGAGAACUAUUGCUAUAUCGAGAAAUGCCGAACGAUUACCAGGGCCUGGCACGUACAAUAUAAAAGAACCUCAACGACAUAUACCAGAACAUGCUAGAUUUAAGGAAAAGAUACCCGAAGGACCAGGUCCAGUGGAUUAUCACGUAGCUGCAGAUUUAAUUAAGUCACGAAAAAUAAGAUGUCAUCCUGGCACCUGGAGAGGACCUGCAGGAAAACUAUGGCUAACUCGACCUCCUCGUUCGAUUAUUCCAAAUCCUACAUCAAUUCCAGACAAAAAUUACACGGCGUACAGUAUCAACGAAAAUGGAAGCUUAGAAGCAAAUGCCACCACAUUGCUCUACAAAGGAAACUUUUGGAGCAGAAUGACAGGGAGAAUCGAGCUUCCGCCCUCACUGACACCAGGCCCUGGAGAUUACGAACACGAAGCGAAGAAAACAGCCGCGCAAGCACAAGAUGAAAAAGUAAGAGAAGCGAAGAGGAUGAGUUCUUGGCAGCCUCGUUUCCUUGAUACAAUGUGCAGAAAAAAAGCCCGAGAGAAUUUUCCAGCCCCAAAUGCGUAUAACGUAAAGGGCAAUUUCGAGAAAUUCUUCAAGAUCGAUUGCAAGUGUGACCCUUAUGUCACAGAACCACCCCCUUUUGGUCAAACUGCUAAGAGAUUCGAAGAUAAAGCGGAAUCAAAUGUACCUGGUCCAGGUAAAUACGAUUCUCCUGUUCGAAUAAAAUGUACAGGCUCCAUUUACCCUGCGCCAUUUGGCACCUGUGUUGGUCGUUUCCCAAAAAUUUCUGACGACACUGGGCCAGGACCCAGCGAUUACCAUUCGAAAGUCGGUAACUUGGCAUACGAGUCAGAGAAGCGUUACCGGUACGCUUAUUUAAGACAGCUGCAGCCACGGAUUUAUCUCGAGACAAUUUCCUAUCCAAACGAAGAGGAUUAUAAUAAUGCGUGUUCUCCAGAGAAAACUGAAGAAAAGAAGAGUGCUGUUUAUCAUGCUGCUUUCAAAUCUAAAACACAGAGAUUCCCUAAAAUCGAAAAGACAGCUCCCGAUUCCGGCGCUUACGAGGUCUUAACGGCUUUCAAGGCAAAUCGUGAUAAAUGUGAUUUCCUCUGUCCCCGAUUAGCUCCUCCCUUCGGGACUCGCAGCAAACGACUGCCGAAAAGUCCGCGUGACAUCAAAGAUAUGCCAGAUCCAACCUAUUAUAACGUGAUCACUGAUAUAUCGGAAAAUGUGAAGGGUGGUGUGAUUCCAGAAUCUGAGAAGAUUGCAGAAUUAUCAUUCAGUCCGCCACCAACUCGCUACUGCGUAAGUUUUGAUCUCUAUAUCAACGAAACUAACGGUAUCGAAUUAUCGUAG
This is a messenger RNA of Bombus huntii, 1497 nucleotides long. RefSeq names its product sperm-tail PG-rich repeat-containing protein 2-like. The transcript has 10 exons. The record is from RefSeq and is a predicted model, not a curated record. Bases 1 to 1497 code for a protein of 498 amino acids. NCBI's taxonomy places the organism in Eukaryota, Metazoa, Arthropoda, Insecta, Hymenoptera, Apidae.